Molecule: messenger RNA, 819 nt
Organism: Fusarium odoratissimum NRRL 54006
Lineage: Eukaryota; Fungi; Ascomycota; Sordariomycetes; Hypocreales; Nectriaceae
Exons: 2
Coding region: 1-819 (272 amino acids)
Source: RefSeq, a predicted model, not a curated record
AUGCCUUGCGGUGUCGCCAUCAUUCGAUACGAGCAAUGCCUGCACAAGCUCCUCUUCAAGGUCGGAUGCACUCAAGCUUGCAAAGGGCUCUGUCCCCCAUCACGUCAAAGAGUCCUCGUCGUCACUAGUUACCUCUGGCUCUGUGAGGACUGUCACAAACGUGACUAUAACACAGAACUCGUUGAGCGAUACCACAAAUGGACAAAUCUCCAGCGCGGAGUCCCCCUGGACUACCCCCCCGAGCAACAGAGAAUGUUGAGCAUCGUAUUGCAGAACCGAGAGUGCCUUGACAACGCGUUCCGCGAGAGUGCCCGCGCCAUGAAGCUCGAGGAGAUCCAGUGGGUGGCAGAGUGGACGUAUGAGUAUGGUCUUAUGCUGUACGAUGUAACGGUCGCGAGGAAAUGGAAUCGAAGCAAGGCUAUGAGGAGGAUAGACCAGUUGAGGAGCUUGCGUCUCUGGGAUCUUGUCGUGAUCAAAGAUGGUCUACGAUGUUCUCAGGAGCUCUUCGAGGACCAGCCAGGGGAAACUUACUGGACGAUCAGUGAACAGUUCGCCGAGCAGCAUUAUGACCGAGCAUGCGAGGUACAGCUCCCUGAGCCAAGUCGACCACAGCCCCCUUUGUUUUCUGAGAUUGAGAAUACACCUGAGACAAAGGAAAGCGUCGAGUCCCCGGACAUGAUGGACUGGGUCCACGAUGGCGAGGAUGAUGAUGACGAGGACCCCAUAACUGAGCAACCUCCUACAUCACAGCCACUCCUUGACGAACAACUCCAUGGCACUGCUACAACAACGGCUACCCACGUCUCGCUGAACCGGUAG